AUGUUAGUAUUGAAAAACAUGUUCCUUGACAAAAUAAAACCAACUACAGAAAUAAAUGACGCAAGACUGAAACAUUGGGUAAAAGCUUUCCCAUUCACAAAAGAUAUUAUUGGUAACAUGGAAAGAAAACCAGAAUGGCUACAAAAACAUAUAUUUGGAAACGAGCUUAUUCCAUAUGGACAAGCUCUGUUUGAAGAGCUUGAACCGGAAACUCAGGAAAGAGUCAUGCAAACAAUACGCGAAGACUCAAAUACAAACUAUGACAAAAUCUUUCUAGGAUAUAGGUUACCUGAGAUGGGCGACCAGAGCCCAAAGGCAAAAAGGACAUGGGAAAUUUACAACAUACUAGGUGAACAUGAGGCAAAGAUGCAACAACUUGAAGCAGAGGGCAAGUUACCAAAAGCGACACCAAAGAAGAAGAGAAGAGUAGAACAAAGUGAAAGUAGUGAAGAAGUAACUUCAUCUAGUGAAAGUAGUGGCAAUGAAGGAAAAAGAAGAGUUAAAAACUCAGUCAGGAAGAAAGUAAAGCUUGGUCCGAGUGGGUUCUAUUAUGACAAAUAA
Messenger RNA from Trichomonas vaginalis G3, 561 nucleotides. Its product is annotated as protein of unknown function, DUF4106 family. Lineage: Eukaryota; Parabasalia; Trichomonadida; Trichomonadidae. Bases 1 to 561 code for a protein of 186 amino acids. The record is from RefSeq and is a predicted model, not a curated record. The transcript has a single exon.